This is a messenger RNA of Apodemus sylvaticus (European woodmouse), 1871 nucleotides long. RefSeq names its product leukocyte elastase inhibitor A-like. Gene Ontology annotation, molecular function: serine-type endopeptidase inhibitor activity. The record is from RefSeq and is a predicted model, not a curated record. The transcript has 8 exons. NCBI's taxonomy places the organism in Eukaryota, Metazoa, Chordata, Mammalia, Rodentia, Muridae. The coding region runs from base 315 to 1454 and encodes 379 amino acids. Gene Ontology annotation, biological process: negative regulation of endopeptidase activity.
AGGAUUCCUGGAAGGGGGCGGGUCUUUAGUUCCGUGAAACUUCUUCCUAGUGGGAACUUUGCAGUGGCACAACCCCUGGCUCCAGUAGACGUCGCUCGUGGUGGAUCCACUUGAAAUCCAGAAAAGUGUGGCUGCCACACUGAUCCCUCUCACAAUCAGCUGACCGGAGACAUCUUGAUAAAACUUCAAGGACUUCAAGGACAGCAGAACCAAAGAGUGCCACAUUGGAAGAGUGAAGGCUGUAGCUGGCCCUGGGAGCUUCCUGCAAGGUCUCCAGCAAGUGGAGCAAGAAGUGCAGCAGAGGAGCCUUCACCAUGGAGCAGCUGAGUUCAGCCAACACCCUCUUCGCCCUGGAGCUGUUCCGCACCCUGAAUGAGAGCAGCCCCACAGGAAACAUCUUCUUCUCUCCCUUCAGCAUCUCUUCUGCCUUGGCCAUGGUCUUCCUGGGGACCAAAGGCAACACUGCAGCCCAGCUCUCUAAGGCUCUUCAUUUCGACUCUGUUGAGGACGUCCAUUCACGGUUUCAAAGCCUGAACGCUGAAGUGAGCAGGCGUGGAGCAUCUCACACUCUGAAGCUUGCUAACAGACUGUAUGGAGAGAAAACCUACAAUUUCCUUCCUGACUUCUUGGCUUCAACCCAGACAAUGUACGGUGCUGACUUGUCCCCUGUGGAUUUUCAGCAUGCCUAUGAAGAUGCAAGGAAGGAGAUAAACCAGUGGGUCAAAGGUCAAACAGAAGGGAAAAUUCCAGAUCUUUUGGCUGAGGAUAUGGUGGACGAGGACACUAAACUUGUGCUAGUGAAUGCCAUCUACUUCAAGGGAAUGUGGGCGGAGAAAUUCAUGACAAAGGACACAAAAGAUGCUCCAUUCCGACUGAACAAGAAAGACACAAAAACCGUGAAGAUGAUGUAUCAAAAGAAAUAUCUUCCAUUUGGCUACAUUCCGGACCUGAAGUGCAAGGUGCUGGAGAUGCCUUACCAGGGAGGAGAACUUAGCAUGGUCAUCCUGCUGCCUGAAGACAUUAAGGACCAGUCCACAGGUCUUAAGAAGAUUGAGAAGCAAUUAACUUUGGAAAAACUUCGUGAAUGGACCAAACAUGAGACCUUGAGAAAGAUUGAUGUCCGUGUCAAAUUGCCCAGGUUCAAGAUGGAAGAGAGCUACACGCUCAACUCCAACCUGGACCGCCUGGGAGUGCAGGAUCUCUUUAACCCUGACAAUGCUGAUCUGUCUGGCAUGUCAAGAUUCAGAGAGCUUUUCAUGUCAACUAUUGCCCACAAGUCCUUUGUGGAAGUGAAUGAGGAGGGAACAGAGGCAGCCGCUGCCACAGGAGGUGUUGCUACUGCAUGUUGCCUGAGACCCGAGGAAGAAUUCACAGCAGACCAUCCGUUCCUUUUCUUCAUUCGGCACAACCCCACAGCUACUGUGCUCUUUCUUGGCAGGGUUUGUUCCCCAUAGAAGGAGACUUUAGAGAUACAAGGCAGAGCUUAGAGUUUCAUUCCCUGAGGUUUUAAUAGUGAUUGUUUUCAUUUGUUCUUUACAAGAAAACUAUCAGAAACCAAUCUUUCUUUCCUUUGUAUUUUAACUGUGUUGGAUUUUUAUAUCAUGUCUUUUGGCAUGGUUGUGUCUAUUUUGUUUUUAUGCUGAAAAAUAAAAUUUAUUUGUCACUGUCAACAGAAUCAAAUCUAAAAGCAAAGGAAUUAAAUAGAUGUAUAGUUUCCUGACCAUGAAGUAACCUGUGGAAUUGCCAUAUGUUCCCGACAGGCAUGAAAAUAUAGGGCUUUUUGCAAAGUCAGUUGGUUCUUAGUCUAGAAUUAGAGUAAGGCAAAAACAAAUCAAUAAAACCAACAAGAAAUAAAGCACUAAGAAAAUUAA